Morchella sextelata is the source of this 996-nucleotide messenger RNA. RefSeq lists its product as uncharacterized. The record is from RefSeq and is a predicted model, not a curated record. Bases 1 to 996 code for a protein of 331 amino acids. NCBI's taxonomy places the organism in Eukaryota, Fungi, Ascomycota, Pezizomycetes, Pezizales, Morchellaceae. The transcript has 2 exons.
AUGGAUUGCAUCUUCGAGCAAAACCACCAGCGCAUGAGAGACAUCAUCGCCAGCGUCGCCGCCGGCACCACCACAGCCUCCGCCGCCGCCGCAACACUCUUCCACUGGCUCGACGACAUCGUCAACGAGCGGUGCCCGCCCUACGAAAACUUCGGCUACAAAACGUCCACGGGCGACACGCCGCGCGUGAACGAGUUUAGUACGUGCGUAGGCGUCAAUAUCGUGGACUAUGCGUGCCUGCGGGAGGCGCGCGGCAUGACCUUCGACGAGCGGGAGACCCACGAGCGGCUGGCGGACCUGGCGCGCGAGUGGUGGAAGCUGCUGGGCACGAGGAAGUGGAUUUCGCGGGGGUACCCGAUGGCGACGAGCGAUAAUUGGAUGCUGGAUAAUCUGUGUAAUAUAUUCCCGGAUCGGGACUGUUACACAAAGUUUCCAAAGGCGGAACGGGAUGCCAGGAAGAACAAAGACAUCAUCAGCUACUACCGCAUCAUCGCCACGCUGGACGAACGUGGCGGGCUCGACUGGCUGCGGGGUGGAUCGGCAGCGGUAAUUCGCCCGAUCCAGAACGGUGACCCUAGCGACAUAAGCAUCCACUGUUUCGCACAUGUCAUGGAGAUCAUGGGCAAAACGCUCUACAAUACGCGCGAGGACUUCUGGGUGCCGGCCACGGGGUACGUCGCGGCUAACCAUUGCUUAGAGACUGUGGUCCGCGAGAAGGGGUAUUGCGAGGUGAACUGGCAGCCCGUGUUGGCGGUGGUGACGAGGAUCGCCGAGGACCAGGACCGUACGGAGGAGAUACGAGAUGUGGCGAGGAAGACGGCGGAGAGGAUGGUGAGGAUUGAGGAGGAGGUGAAGCAGGAGCGGGAGGCAAAAAGGCUGGAGGAGGAGGCGAAGAAUCCAAAGAAAGAAGAAGAAGAAAAACCUCGAAAUGAGGAAGGGGAGGUGGGGUUUAGGACCUACGUUAAAAACUGGAGCGUAGAUGCCCCGGCCUCUUAG